This is a messenger RNA of Diabrotica virgifera virgifera (western corn rootworm), 2556 nucleotides long. RefSeq names its product inter-alpha-trypsin inhibitor heavy chain H4-like. Lineage: Eukaryota; Metazoa; Arthropoda; Insecta; Coleoptera; Chrysomelidae. The record is from RefSeq and is a predicted model, not a curated record. The coding region runs from base 1 to 2457 and encodes 818 amino acids. The transcript has 16 exons.
AUGGGCCAAGGGAAGGCAAAGUUCCUUAUAUUACCAUUUUUGGUAAUAUUAAACUUAAGAUCAGCAUUUUCUGCACCAGGAGAUGUUAGUUUUAUUGUAUCGACAACUGAACAACCAAAAGAUGGCCAGGAGGGAGAGACCACAGAAAUUGAAGAUGCUAACCUAGUGCCUGUAAUUUAUGAAAUGGAUGUACAUUCCAAUGUGACGAAUCGUUACGCUAAGACUGUGAUAACAAAUAGGGUAAAGAACCCAGCUAAGUCAGCCAAGCAAACAACCUUCUCUGUCGUUCUACCCGAAAAAGCAUUCAUUUCAGAAUUCGUGAUGGAAAUUGGCUGGAACAAGUACCAAGCUUACGUCAGGGAAAAAGAGGAGGCUAAGAAAAUAUAUACUAAGGCUGUAGAAAGUGGCCAAAGCGCAGCUCAUGUAGCGAUAAGUACCAAAGAUUCCAACACUUUUACAGUUUCAGUUAACGUUGGAGCUGAAGAAAAGGCAACAUUCUAUUUGACCUAUGAAGAACUUUUGGAAAGAAACAAUAACCAAUACGAUUUAGUUCUCAACAUUCGUCCCGGACAAGUAGUUGACCAUCUUAAUGUUCAAGUAUACAUCAACGAAUCCAGGCCUUUGGUCUUUGUGAAAACUCCAUCUCUACGGUCUGGCAACGAAAUCGCUAAAAACAGCGAUAAACUUGACCCUGCCUCUUUUAUAGAAAUCAUUAACUCUACCAGUGCUCUAGUUAAGUUCCAACCAGACGUUGUUAAACAACAGGAAUACGCUAAAGAGUUAGGAGGAAUAGAGUCCAAUGGUCUUGCAGCACAAUUUAUAGUUCAGUACGAAGUUGAAAGAGAUCCACAAGGUGGAGAGGUUUUGUUGCAAGAUGGGUACUUCGUACACUUCUUCGUACCAAAGGACGCAGAAGUCAUCCCCAAGCAUGUAUACUUCAUCUUAGACACAAGUUCCAGUAUGUACGGUACCAAACUCCAGCAACUCAAAGAUGCCAUGACCAGUAUUUUGGAGGAGAUCAAACCCGAAGACUCACUCAGUAUUGUCGAAUUCAACAGCGAAAUUUACGUUUGGGACAUAGAAAAUGAGAAAUCAAUUCUUGCUCAGUGGGAUAACUACAGGGAACCGUUUGAACAAUUAGGUAAACUUAACUUACCAGGACCAGUGUCAGCAACAAAGGAAGCAAUUGAGAAGGCUAAGAAACUUGUCGAAAACAUGCAAGCUGGAGGUGGCACUCACAUGAUUGGUGCAUUGGACGCUGGCCUGUAUCUUGUAAAAUCCGAAAUAGAAAGAACUAAAGAUAGCAAUGACCAUAGACAACCUCUUGUAAUAUUCCUAACCGAUGGACAGCCCAACAUAGGCUUACAUUCUACAGUUGAAAUUAUUGAUGUGGUUACCAAGUUAAACCAAGACAAUAUCAAAGCUCCACUUUAUACUCUGGCUUUUGGGGAUCUUGCCGAUGAAGAUUUCUUAAGAAAACUUUCUUUGAAGAACAAAGCAUUCUCAAGACAGAUUUACGAAACUGCAGAUGCCGCUAUCCAACUACAACAAUUCUACAGACAAAUAUCUUCCCCACUUUUAUCAGAUGUUCACUUCAAAUACAACGACGAUGCUAGUGAAGUAACUAACACAGGUUUUCCUAUUUUGUACGCUGGUGGAGAAAUUGUAGUUACUGGACGAUUCGUAGGUAAUCAAUUUGAUCCAACAAUAAGAGCCGUAGGUAAACAAGGACCUUUAACAUACAGACCAAGGGUUCACAAGCCAGUAAACUCUUUGGAACGUCUCUGGGCAUACUUGACUGUUAGAGAAACUUUACAGAAAAUGAAAAUUGCCAAAGAUAAAACUAAAACAGAACUUACCAAGAAAGCUUUGAAGCUUGCUCUUCAAUAUUCCUUUGUGACUGAGGUAACAUCAUUGGUUGUAGUCAAGCCCAACUCUACACAUCCCAUAUAUCCAGAUGACGGAUAUCCAAUUCCAAGGCCAGCUUAUCCAUAUGCGCCUGCUGAAGCUUCAGGAUACGGAGGCGGUGGAUUUGCCGGCGGUCUAAGGAGUGAGGUAGCACAAGAUAGUGACUUGAUAGUCAACAGGCCCGCACCCCGGAUUGUACAUAAAAAAGUACGAAAGCCAAAAGUACAAGCAACAACAGUUAAGCCACUCCCUAAAAACACAACAGUAGAAGAUUCGUUAAAGUGGUUGUCGGCUGCCCUAAGUGAAAAGAAAACUCUAUCCCUACCAUCAGGUGAAUUAAAACUUGGUGAAGAUUCAUUAAACAUUACUCCCAGUGAAGCUUGCCCUAAAACACCCGAAGGCAAAGAAGGUGUUUGCUCUCUCAUUAAAGAUUGUCCUCAAGUAUACCCACAACUGACUGAUUUCGAAGUAUACAAGACGUUCUCAUGUGCCCUGCAAAACGAAUAUGCUGGUGUCUGUUGCCCAAAGAAAGCUGAAGUUGCUGCUUAAGAUUUUUGUUAUUUGGUAAUUAGAGCUAGAGGUUGUUAAAGUUAUAUUUUUGUAAGUCCAAUGAAAUUUUUUAAACAAUUAAAUGAUUUUUUUUUUAGA